Messenger RNA from Perognathus longimembris pacificus (Pacific pocket mouse), 7644 nucleotides. It is a transcript of the gene Alpk2, whose product is annotated as alpha kinase 2. The coding region runs from base 806 to 7231 and encodes 2141 amino acids. Gene Ontology annotation, biological process: protein phosphorylation. Gene Ontology annotation, molecular function: ATP binding; protein serine/threonine kinase activity. Lineage: Eukaryota; Metazoa; Chordata; Mammalia; Rodentia; Heteromyidae. The record is from RefSeq and is a predicted model, not a curated record. The transcript is spliced from 15 exons.
AAUGUUCCUCUUCUAGAACUUGCCUGGGCCAUUGGCUUUUUCCUCUUAGAAGAAAGGAACUUUGCUGGAAACAGAUCCAACUAUGCUUUGACCUGUUGGUAGAAAGGACCAUGUCCUGGGGACAGAGACAUCCAAACAAUGCCUUACACACCGCCUGGGAGCCUGCCAUCAAGCCAACCCUCCACUAACAGCUCCUGGACAGUCAGUACUGAAACAGUACAGACAGUGCCCUCAAGCCGGGACACACGGUGACUAAACAGACUGUGAGUCAAACGGUGCAUGUGUGUGUGGAUGUUUUCACGGGAGGAGGUGCUCACCCAGGCAGGUGUCCCAUGCCAUGCGAGCUGACGCCCCGGGGUCUUCACCACCAGCCCAGCCCCCUAGCAGCUUGGUGUGUGCCUUCUCCUUCCUCUCCAUCCUGAGCAGGAGUCCCCCUUACAGAAAGGGGCAUGACUCCAGGAGACAUGUUUACUUCUUAAUUGAUACAUCAUUUUUUUUUUUUUGAAAAAGAAAUCACUGCGGUAACCCACAGCAGAAAGGAAACUCAUACAACAAGCAAAAUCUUUCCUUAAAGCCUCCUGAUGACUACUAUGCAAACCAGUUAUGUAACAGAUUCUUACAAGGCGAUUGACAUACAUUCUUCUCAUCUUUAGAGUAUUAUCAUUACAAAUGAGGAAAGGCUCAACAAGUUGCCCAGAUCCCAGCAGCCUUGGACUUGUCAAUCUUGUCUUCAGACUUCUCUCACUUAAUUUCUCUCCCAGCUCAGCGGUUCCAUGUAUACCCAAGCCACUUUUCUUCCUAUUCCAUGGUAACCUGUAAGUUCUUCAACGUUACAGUCCUGUGUACCUAUCAGCUCACGUGGCAUGAAAGCAUGACAGACUCGGACAGGCCCCAGAGGCGCCAGCUGUGUUUUUUAUCCACACUGCUUUCCCAGAAGGUCCCAGAGAGGUCUGCCGCUGUGCUUCGCUGCAUAAUAGCUGGGCAGCCUAAGCCAGAGGUAACUUGGUAUAAGAACGGUCAAGCCAUAGAGGAAUGUGGCAUCAUUUCCAGCUAUGAGUUCUUUGAAGAUCAGUAUAUUCAUUUGUUACAACUCUCUUGCUGUACCCAGCACGAUGCUGCCGUUUAUCAAGUGUCAGCCAGAAACGACCUGGGGAUGGUCUGCUGCUCUGCUUCUCUGGAGGUGGAGUCUGCGUCAGAAACCCCACCGGCUUCUCCUGCCGGGGGAGGUCGGGGUGGCACGGGGCAGACAUGUGAAAGAGACACGGAUGAGGAAGAACAGCCUUGUAAGGAAGGAGAGAGCAUCUCCCCAGAGACUCCCACGUCACCCGAUUCCUCCCCCGCCAAACUCAACGACCUCUUACACUCACCCCAGGUAUUGGCCGAUCCUGACAAUGGCUCACGGGCCUCUGACAAUCCCCUCGAUGUUAGAGGAACGAGGCCAACUGCAGUGGCUUCUGAUCCAAGGAACACGGGAGACAGUUCCCUUCCUUCAAAUAAUACUCCUGGAAGCUGUGUCAGAUAUCAGCACCGGACAGUGCAUUCCACAGAUGAUGGCCCACGCGAUGACAGCCCUCAUGAAGAGCCCUCCACCCCGAGUCAUCCAAACCCCAAAGCACACAAGUACAUCAGCUUCAGCCUCCCGCUGUCCGAGGCGACUGCGGGCAUUUACCCAGAUGACCGCCCAGCGGGCUCCCGGCACUUCCCCCACCAGCUCUCCAGCGGAGACUCGGACAGCGACUAUGAACUUUGCCCAGAGAUAACCUUAACCUGCACAGAGGAGUUUUCAGAUGAUGACCUGGAGUAUCUGGAAUGUUCCGAUGUGAUGACGGAUUCCUCUAAUGCAGUUUGGCAAGGGAGCCUGCAAGGGACUGGGCGUGCUUUUUUAUUCGAAAGCGAUGACGAAGAGCUGGAAUUGAGCGAGUGUGGCCUGGGUGGGGGUGAGCGUUUCCUCAGUGAAAUGGGUUGUGGGCCUCAGGUGUCGGGUGACAGGGAGCUUAUGGAUGCCACCCCUGGCUUCCGCGGUGAUCACUCACAGUCCCCAGGAGUGGGUAUCGGGAGCAGCAGAGCCUCCAUGCUCAGUCCUUCAGCCCCACCGAGAGGCAUGACCCUCACCCUGGGCCCUCACCAGGACGGAGCAGCGGCUCCCUUCCCCAGUGCUCUCGAGGUGGCUGAGCAUGCGUGUCCAGGAAUUCAAGGAGAAACCAGAGACAGCCACCACGCAGGAGAGGAAUCCACCCGGGACGACCUGCUCCGCGAGGAUAAGGCAGCGAGAGAGGCAGAGGGGAAGCCUUUGUCUGGGGGGUCAGGCACGUCAGAGAUGAAGCAGAGUCCCGUGAGCCCGGCUGAGGAGACAUCGGAAAGACAUGCAGGAAGCAGGAGGGGCACCCCGAGACCCACCAAAGGAGGGUGCCCCAGAAUGAAGGGAAAUGCCAAGAAGCUAAUCUGGAAGGAAAGCUCCCCAGAGGGAACCCUAAAUCCCCCUUCCCAGGAACCCAGGACUCACCCCCGGACCCAGAGCAAUCAAAAACAGACUUUGCACACCAAAGCUAGACAUCGCCGUCAGAAUUCCCACCUCCACCUCCGAUCCUGUGCUACAUCCCCCACGACAGAGCGAGACUCACUCUCCAAGGAAGAGGACCCACGCUUCCAGGGAGAAAGGGUGCAGGCUUAUGACUUAUUUGAGACACACCGAAUUCCAGACCACAGCCAUCAUCUUCAGGUGCAAAUUCCAGAGAGAGGUUCUUCCAGCCAGAUGCCACCUUCCUCAGAUCCGCCUGCGGAGGAGUCUCCCUCCACCGGGACCACAACGAAUCUCCUCUCCAACUCAGAAGGAACUCACAAGGAAGAGCCACCACUGGCCCAAUACCUGGAGUUGGACAACUGUACUCGAGACCCAUCACAGACAGAAAAACAAGACAGAGAAGGCAGUCCACCUAGCCGGACCUGGGCAGACCUAGGACAUGAGCUGAACAUCCCAGAAACCAAUGAUGAAAAUACGUACCCCGCUGCAUCCGCAACACCUCCCCCCCAGGAGGCCAGCCAUGCCUGCAAUGAGCCUGAGCCUCUCUGUAUUGCUUCCCAGGAGCCCCUAGAGGCUGCCCUGCCCCUGGCCAAUCCAUGCGGUGAGCCACGGGGCCGAGACGCAGCGAGCAUGACGGAGUGUUUUGAAGCUGGUGACCAGGGCACAUGUUAUGAUACCAUGGAUCUUCCUGUUGGAGCACCGGUUGAUAAAUAUUUGCCUCAAGAAAUUUGCUCCAUGGACUUUGAGCGGACAGAAGGUCAAAGCAAAGUAUGUGAUUUAUGUCCUCCCGAUGACAAGAUACUGGCAGUUCUGCCUCCGGCAGCAGCUUCUGAGUCGCCACAGUCCACGUGUGAGAAGAGCAGGGACAGAAACUUGACCACGUCCCCCCUGUGGAUCAGUGCUUUCACCUGGGACAUGUCACAGGGGGCCAGCAAGGGUGUCCCAGGGGCAAAUCUAGCCGAGGUGGAGGACUACCCCUCCAUCUUGGCUUCCACAAUCCAGGCUGUCCAGGAGGGGUCAAACCCCUGUUUCCCAGAAGGCUUUGGGGCAAUUCAUCCCCUUCCUUCUGAGAACGAGUCCUUUGUGUACCACCACGAAGGAGGCAAUGAGAUCCCCAGGCCCAGUACCCCCCUUGUCACGGACACGCCUACCAGGCACUGUUCAGUGCUGAAGGCCCCACGAGAGAGGCCAGCAGCAACAACUGCUAAUUCUGAGUGUCUCCAGGUGGCCAGGGAAACUGAGGACACAUCACCUGUUGCCAUUGCCUCCAAAGUCUACCCAGCCAAAUACUACACUGUUUCAGUGUCUGAAGACAGCCAAUUAGAUGGGACUGAGGAAAGUUCACCUGAGGCAUCAGAUGUAAACCACUACCAACCUCCUCCCAGUGUAGAGUCAGGUCAUAUUUUAAGUGGUUCUAUGACUGAAUCCACCGGAGGGCUACUUUGCCUGACCCCCAGUGUUCCAGAAGUCUCUGGUCUAGAGGGAGAGGAAUUUUGUAGCAAUUCUCCUCUUCAAACCGAUGACCAGUCCUUGGAUGAGAGCCAGAUGGGGUUUGGAGCAGAUAACGGCUUUGAAGAAGAUUUCCAAGAAAAAGGAAGUGAAAGGAAGCAGAGAACCCAAGCAGACAGCCUGCCCUACCACAGUUCCCUUUCUGCACCUGAUUUCCAAGAAAGUUUGUCCCAAUCAUCUGCUGCGCAGAAGGAAGACACCUUAGUGCCCUCAGAGCUCUGUCCAGAAAAUUCCAGGGAAGAGACAGGGUUCAGCUCUUCCCUGGAGCCCACCGUCCCCGUGGUGGCAGAAGCAGUCAUGGAAGAACACAUCCAGACACUGAGCAAUGUUCCAUCUCUCUCUGAAAUCCUCCUAGGGGAGUCUCGAGCCAUCGGACUAGGAAAUUGGGGAGCAGGUAACAAGGUGAAGAUUAUAACCCUAGAGAUUCCGGAUUCUGAAGUUUGGCCCUCAAGGCAAGUGACAGACCCUGACUGCAAAGAGACAGAAGUUGGUUCCACAGUCCUUGGCAGGGCCUGGGCUCUACCUGACGUCCUGAAAGCAGAUGCUGCUGGGGCAGAUCCAGUCCCCUGGGGGGACGUGGCAGGGGCUCUAAGUCCAGUCCUGGGUAACAACUGGAAAAUGGGCGAAGGUGACACACCAGCCAGGAUCAAAUAUUGGGGUAGUCUUUCUUCCCAGGGUUUGAGCCAACCCAGGUUCCUGGAGUCAUCAGUGGAUCCUGUGGAGAAAGAGGAAUUAUGUAUCAUAGAUUCCCUAUCCCAGGCUUCAGAAACGGAAGGGAAAGGCGAUGCCAGCAAUGUGAGUCAAGAGCAGGGAGAAAAUCAGCUCAAGAUAGAUAAUUCUACCCACUGUAACCAGUGUCUGACCUUCCCUAACAUCUGGGAAUCCUCUGUAGAUCCAGUUGAUGAAACAGGAGAGACGGAGUAUGCCGGGGCUGAGGAUGCAGAACCUUCGGCGCCCAUAGUGGGGGCCAUUGGAGAGCGGAGUGAAUCCACUGGUGGAAAUGUGGGUCAGGGAGUGCAAGUCCCACCUACCCUUCUGCAAGUUCCAUGUUCCCCAAAGAGUGAGGAAACCAUUCCAGGUGAAAAUAGAACCAACCAAGACCAAGUCGUCAGGGAGAGAGGAGAGGCCGAACUGAGUCAAAAUGAAGCCCCUUGGCAAGCCUCACAUUCUGAGGAGGGUCUGCAAGGGACUCCACGUGCAAGUGGCGUGGGCCAAGUGCAACGAGGCAAUGGCGGAAGCUCAGGGGACGCAGAGCAAUCCGAAAGGGACAUGGCUGAAUUUCUUUCCCCCUCUUCACCUCUUUCUAGCUGUCCUGCAGGAAUGACUCGUGAACCUGUUGAGGUUGAGACUCACUACCCCAUAGGCCCAAUUCACGGCCAAUCUGCAGUUGAUUGUGUUGAGCCCAGGAACCAUCAGCCUGUAUUUUGCAAUGCAGGGGGAAGGGGAAGUACUGAGAAGGAGCAUGGGAAACAUGUGCCCCCUUGCAGUGAUCUUACGCCAUGGCCUUGCCAUUCAUCUCCCCAAGGAAACGUCACAGGCUUUUCAAUAAGUCAGAGCAUGGAGGAACUGAAAACAGAGGAGCUUCAAAUUGGGGAACCCAAGGCCCCAAGUUCAUCUGGCUCCCCAGCAAUGACCUUGGCCCUCCUUUCAGGAGAAUGUGAGUCAGAGAAAGCCCCCGCGGUCCUCCUGGACCCAUGUCAAAAGGGCUCUCUCCUGGGAAGUGGGAAAAAGUUCAAGGAGAAGGAGAAGUCUAGCCACAUGGCUGCCCAAGCUGGCAAAUUAGCAGGGGCCCGAUCGUCAGCGGCUAGGUCAGAGGAGAUCAAGAAGAAGCAAGAAACCUCAGGAAGUGGCCAUGUAGCUGAAGGAGUAAAGAAGAAAAUUCUGUCCCGGGUGGCUGCCCUGAGAUUGAGAUUGGAAGAGAAGGAAAAUGUCAGAAAGAACUCAGGUCUUCCUAAAAAAAUACCUAAGCUGGAAAAAUCAUUAUCACGCACCACUGAGAAAAAAGAACCCAGAAAGGCACCUUGCAAAAGAGAAGGAAAAGCUCCAAUAUUGUUGAAAAAGAUCCAAGCAGAGAUGUUCCCUGACCAUUCUGGAAAUGUAACAUUGAGCUGCCAGUUUGCAGAAAUUCACGAAGAUUCUACUAUCUGGUGGACAAAAGAUUCCAAGUCAAUAGCCCAAGUCCAGAAAAGCGCAGGAGACAACUCCAGUGUGUCCUUGGCCAUCGUUCAAGCCGGGCAGAAGGACGAAGGCCUCUAUUACUGCUGCAUCAAGAACAGUUAUGGGAAUGUCGGUGCUGAGUUUAACCUCACGGCUGAAGUGCUCCAGCAACUCUCAAGCCUCCGGGAGAGUAAAGGAUGCGAAGAGAUCGAAUUCAGCCAGCUCAUCUUCAGAGAGGACUUCCUCAAUGACAGCUACUUUGGGGACCACUUACGUGGCCAGAUCUCCACGGAGGAGUUGCACUUCGGGGAGGGGGUGCACCGUAAAGCCUUCCGCAGCACUGUGAUGCAGGGCCUCAUGCCGGUCUUCCAGCCCGGCCAUUCCUGCGUGCUCAAGGUGCACAAUGCCAUCGCCCAUGGGACCAGAAACAACGCUGAGCUUGUGCAGAGGAACUACAAACUCGCUGCCCAGGAAUGCUAUGUUCAAAAUACUGCUCGACACUAUGCCAAGAUCUACGCGGCGGAGGCUCAGCCUCUGGAAGGCUUUGGAGAAGUGCCGGAAAUCAUUCCUAUUUUCCUUAUCCAUCGGCCUGAGAACAACAUCCCUUAUGCCACCGUGGAAGAGGAGCUGAUUGGUGAAUUCGUGAAGUACUCCAUCCGAGAUGGGAAGGAAAUCAAUUUCUUGAGAAGAGACUCAGAGGCUGGGCAGAAAUGCUGCACCUUCCAGCACUGGGUGUAUGAGAAAACUAGCGGCUGCCUCCUGGUCACAGACAUGCAGGGUGUAGGAAUGAAGUUAACUGACGUUGGCAUAGCAACACUGGCUAAAGGGUACAAAGGAUUUAAAGGCAACUGCUCCAUGACGUUCAUCGAUCAGUUUAAGGCGUUACACCAGUGUAACAAGUAUUGCCACAUGCUAGGGCUGAAAUCCCUUCCAAGCAGCAGCCAGAAGCCUAAGAAGCCGAGCACGGGGAAAAGCAGAGUUCAGACAAGCUCCACGGCGGUGAAGAAACCAGGACCUGGGAUCCCAGCAGAGAAGAAAGCGUAGUGCAUGCCACCUCUUAGCCACCCGCGGCCACCAGCUAGCAGCACAGGAGGUGGGAGUGGACAUUCGUGGCCAUGCAGGAGACAGCGACACGCAGGCUCUGCCCAGCCAGCUGGGCCCCACGAGGCUUCCUCGCUCUCACCUCCCAUCUGCUGCCGUGACUUUAGGACAGGAUUCAUGACCAGACUUGCGCAGAGACCCGUCCAUUGGCAGUCUCAAAGACAGUCCACUCUUUCGUUAACCAGCGAGUGUUCCUAGGAACCUCACGUCGUGCGUCAUUGGUAUAUUUGCACGUGGUUUGUUGUCAAGGACUUGGUGCUGUGCACGUUUCUUUAUAUCCCUCCCCCCCCCCCACACCAUUUCUAGGCAUAUCCAGCUGUGAUGUGAACAGAAAUCAUGAACGUGACGUCACGCUG